This is a messenger RNA of Hibiscus syriacus, 618 nucleotides long. The record is from the annotation of a RefSeq genome assembly. Lineage: Eukaryota; Viridiplantae; Streptophyta; Magnoliopsida; Malvales; Malvaceae.
AUGAUUUUAAAAUCUUUUAUACCAGGGAAUCUAAAUUCCUUAUGCAUGAAGAUAAUCAAUUCGGUCGUUAUGGUCGGACUCUAUUAUGGAUUUCUAACUACAUUAUCCAUAGGCCCCUCUUAUAUCUUCCUUCUACGAGCUCGAGUUAUGGAAGAAGGAACCCAUAACAAGGUAUCAGCAACAACUGGUUUUAUUGCAGGACAGUUCAUGAUGUUCAUAUCAAUCUACUAUGUACCUCUGCAUUUAGCAUUGGAUAGACCUCAUACAAUAACUGCCCUAGCUCUACCGUAUCUUUUGUUUCAUUUCUUAUGGAACAAUCACAAAGACUUUUUUGAUUAUGGACGGACUACCAGAAAUUCAAUGCGUAAUCUUAGUAUUCAAUGUGUAUUCCUGAAUAAUUUCAUUAUUCAAUUAUUCAACCAUUUCAUUUUACCAAGUUCAAUAUUAGCCAGAUUAGUCAACAUUUAUAUGUUUCGAUGCAACAACAAUAUGUUAUUUGUAACAAGUAGUUUUGUUGGUUGGUUAAUUGGGCAUAUUUUAUUCAUGAAAUGGGUUGGAUUGGUAUUAGCCGGGAUACAACAAAAUAAUUUCUUUAGGUCUAAUAAUCUAAUAAAUUAA